Tribolium castaneum (red flour beetle) is the source of this 717-nucleotide messenger RNA. It is a transcript of the gene Arfrp1, whose product is annotated as ADP-ribosylation factor related protein 1. Gene Ontology annotation, biological process: intracellular protein transport; protein localization to Golgi apparatus; Golgi to plasma membrane protein transport. Lineage: Eukaryota; Metazoa; Arthropoda; Insecta; Coleoptera; Tenebrionidae. Gene Ontology annotation, cellular component: Golgi apparatus. The transcript has 5 exons. Gene Ontology annotation, molecular function: GTP binding; GTPase activity. The record is from RefSeq and is a predicted model, not a curated record. The coding region runs from base 50 to 658 and encodes 202 amino acids.
GGUUUUGUUUUGAUUUGCUCAUUAAUGGGCUUAAUUGCAACCAGAAACCAUGUACACCCUUUUGCACGGCUUUUACAAAUACCUGGUGCAAAAAGACGAGUAUUGUGUCCUGAUCCUCGGCCUCGACAACGCCGGAAAAACGACUUACCUGGAGGCGGCAAAAACCAAACUUACGAAAAAUUACACGGGGAUUCACCCCAGCAAAAUAACCACGACCGUGGGCCUAAACAUUGGUAAAAUCGAGAUUGCCGGCAUAAGACUGAACUUCUGGGACUUGGGCGGCCAGAGCGAGCUCCAGUCGCUGUGGGACAAAUAUUACGCAGAGUCGCACGCGAUUAUUUACAUCGUGGACUCGUCGGACAGGGACAGGAUCGACGACUCGAAGGAAACUUUCGAUAAGAUGAUAGCCAAUGAGAACCUGCGUGGCGUUCCGUUGCUCGUUUUGGCAAAUAAGCAGGAUAUCCCUGAGUGCAUGGGAGUGCGGGAGGUUAAGCCCAUAUUUAACAAGAACGCCCAUUUGAUAGGCAAGCGCGACUGCAUGGUGAUGCCCAUCUCUGCCUUGACGGGCGACGGCGUCGACGAGGGCAUUAAGUGGCUGGUGGACUGCAUCAAGCGCAACAGUUUCAUACGACCGGCACGCAACCACGAAGAAAAUUGAUUUUUACGACACUAUUCCUAAUCUGUAAAUCAACAAACCUAAUAAAUAGAUAAAAUAAC